AUGAGUAAUCCGGCAGAAAAAUUAACCUUCAAUAACGAAAGCUGCAAAAAUUCACAAAGCAUGAAUCAAUGCCUUAAUUACGAAAUGACAUCUGCAAUGGUACCUAGUACCCGGGCGAUGCAUGCAAAUGCUGAUAAAUCGCCGUUACAGGCAUUUGUUAAAGCUAAGAAGAAAAUCAACGAUAUUUAUAUGGAAAUUGAGGAGUAUGUAGAUGAAGUCACGCAGUUUAUUAACGGUUUGCAUGUAGAAGAGGAAAUUGUUAACGAAGCCGAACGGAAAGUCUUUGCAAGUUAUGGUCAUAAAGUGGCCGGCAUUCGUGAAAUUUUAGCACGCGAUCAUAUGAAAGUCGCUUUCUUCGGACGCACAUCGAAUGGCAAAAGCUCGGUUAUAAAUGCCAUGCUGCGCGAAAAAAUUCUACCGACCGGCAUCGGUCAUACUACAAACUGUUUUUGCCAAGUUGAGGGUAGUGACGGUCCUGAGGCAUAUCUUAUCAAAGAAGGCUCCCAUGAAAAGCUCAAUGUAACAAGCAUCAAGCAAUUAGCAAAUGCUUUGAGUCGAGAAAAAUUAAGCGAAAGCUCUCUUGUGCGCAUAUUUUGGCCUCGCGAACAUUGCAGUUUAUUGCGUGAUGAUGUCGUGUUUGUAGACUCACCCGGCGUAGACGUUUCGGCUAAUUUAGACGAUUGGAUUGAUAAUCAUUGCUUAAACGCCGAUGUAUUCGUGCUAGUUUUGAAUGCUGAAUCUACAAUGACGAGAGCCGAAAAGCAAUUCUUUCAUACUGUAUCGCAAAAACUCUCGAAACCCAACAUUUUUAUAUUGAAUAAUCGCUGGGAUGUUUCGGCUAAUGAACCCGAAUUUCAAGAAUCUGUAAAGUCACAGCACACUGAACGCUGUGUAGAAUUUCUUAGUAAAGAAUUGAAAAUUACGAAUGAAGCGGAAGCCGCGCAAAGAGUUUUUUUUGUAUCAGCUCGAGAAGUCUUGCAGGGCCGUGCAGAAGAAGCGAAAGGCAAUUCGCCCAGUUUGGGUGCAAUUGCCGAAGGUUUUCAAAUGCGUUAUUUUGAAUUUCAAGACUUUGAACGUGAAUUCGAAGAAUGCAUAUCCAAGACUGCUGUACAAACAAAAUUCGAGAAGCAUAGUUCUCGAGGAAAAGCGCUGGCAACUGAGAUGUGCGAAAUGCUAGAAGACAUAUUAAAACGCGUCUCUGUAUUUCUCAAUCAGAAAUUGGAUCAAAAAAAUAUUUUAAUUGAACACAUUCAGGGCACUGAGAUUGAAAUGAUAAAUGUUGCGCGUGAAACGAAAUUACAAAUACACAAUAUGGUCGAGGGAGUGGAACAGAAAGUGUCGAAAACUCUUAAUGACGAAAUUUGGCGUUUAAAUGUAUUCAUCGAUAAAUUUAAUAUGCCUUUCCAUCCGGACCCACUAAUGUUGAGCUAUUAUAAAAAGGAAUUAAAUUCCCAUGUCGAGUCUGCUUUGGAUUCUAAUUUGCGUGCUAGAAUGUCGAUGGCUUUAACUAUGAAUAUAGAGGCAGCAGAACGUGAUAUGAUCGCACGUAUGCAUGCUUUGCUGCCAAAUGAAAAGUUCAGUGAGCUGACAAAUGAAAUUUUAGCAAGGACUCAACCCUUUGAGAUGCUAUACUGUUUAAAUUGUCAAAACUUGUGCGCUGACUUUCAAGAAGCCUUAGAGUUUAAGUUUUCCUGGGGUAUUUCGGCCAUGUUACAACGUUUCACUGGGAAGAUGAAGAAACGGAUUCGGAAAAACCGAGCGGCUAUGUAUUGCCAAAGUAAUGCUCAACUUGCAACGCCAACUCGCAUGACAAUCGCUCCGGUCGGUGGCACAAUUAAAGAACGAAUGUCAAUCGUAUCACGUCUUGCCUUGGCUUCUGUAGGAUUUCGGGGUACUGUAGGCGGUCUUGUCGUAUCGGGAAUUAUGUUAAGAACGAUAGGCUGGAGAGUAUUGGCAGGUUUUGGAGUUCUUUACGGCUUUGCUUAUAUGUACGAACGUCUCACUUGGACAAAAUCAGCUAAGGAGCGCGCUUUUAAAUCACAAUAUAUACGUCACGCAACCAAGAAACUUAAAAUGAUUGUUGACCUCACCUCGGCCAAUUGCAGUCAUCAAGUGCAACAAGAGCUAUCCAGCAUAUUUACUCGUUUAUGCCGCUCUGUUACCAAUGCUACCAUUGACAUGAACGAUGAGCUUAAAACGCUGGAAGCACAAAUUACGCUACUCGAGAAUACUCAAAAACGAGUGAAAUUGUUACGCAACAAAGCCAACUACAUACAAAACGAAUUGAAAAUAUUUGAAAAUAUUUACAUUAAAUCAAAUUAA
This is a messenger RNA of Glossina fuscipes, 2322 nucleotides long. RefSeq names its product transmembrane GTPase Marf-like. Gene Ontology annotation, biological process: mitochondrion localization; mitochondrial fusion. Gene Ontology annotation, cellular component: mitochondrial outer membrane. The transcript is spliced from 2 exons. Lineage: Eukaryota; Metazoa; Arthropoda; Insecta; Diptera; Glossinidae. Gene Ontology annotation, molecular function: GTP binding; GTPase activity. The record is from RefSeq and is a predicted model, not a curated record. Bases 1 to 2322 code for a protein of 773 amino acids.